AUCCAAAGUUUGGCCACGAUUGAGGGUGUCUAGGGUUAAUAUUAUGUUGGCCCUGUAUAUGAAACCCAACCAACAGAGCCAAACUUCAAUUAUAUUUCCGCGCAGCGCCAAGUUCGGAUUCAAAGCUUCCCCAACUUCGCUUUUUACAGUAAUCACCACACGCAGAUUACUCUGUAUCACUUGCAAUCUCGUUGUGACUUCAAGAUUUUCAUUUCUCAAAUAAUUGGACCACCUUCAUAAUCUUCAUGAUAAUCAUUCAAAACUCUCUUUUUCUUGUAUCUAAUGCUGCUGUUAAUGCUAUCACUGCUCCUUAAUAAACGGUUUUCAAAUUGAUAACCCUUUGAGUUUGUUCUUAUGAGCCCUGUUCAUUUGGGAAUCAUAAGCUGUAUCGCCUUUUGCCCAUUCAUUUAUUUUCCUCCUUUCAACAUGUGUUUACUUCUUCCCAUGAAUUCUUCUGGCUUCUGUGUCUUCUUCACAGUUGCCUUGCAAGCUUAUUUAAUUAGAUACAUAAGAUGCCAAGGUCAAAGGAAAAUGCUUCAUCAGUUGCUAAACCAGUUGAACCUGAAAAGGCAAUAGAAUCCAAUGAGAAGGUUGAUCUUGAUGGAGACAAUGAUCCUGAUGAGGCAACAGAUGAAGAGGUUGAGUAUGAAGAAGUAGAGGAAGAGGUGGAGGAAGAAGAAGAGGUAGAGGAAGAAGAUGAAGAGGGGGAGGAGGUGGAAGAAGAGGUGGAGGAUGAAGAUUCUAAUAAUCCCACUGGAACUGAUAUCCAGAAAUCUCAGAGUAGGUCUGGAGAUGAGGACGAGAAGAAAAAGCAUGCUGAAUUUCUUGCCCUUCCACCACAUGGUUCUGAAGUUUAUAUUGGUGGCAUUCCUCAUGAUGCUUCUCAAGAGGAUUUAAAGGCUUUUUGUGAGGCUGUGGGAAAAGUAAUAGAGGUUCGGAUUAUGAGAGCCAAAGAUUCAGGUGAGAACAAGGGCUUUGCAUUUGUUACAUUCAAAAACAUGGAAAUGGCUUCUGAUGCCAUCGAUGAGUUGAAUAACACUGAAUUUAAGGGUAGAAGAAUUAAAUGUUCGACAUCUAAAGCAAAGAACCGUUUAUUCAUCGGUAAUGUUCCCAGGAGCUGGGGGGAAGAUGAUCUAAGGAAGGUUGUACAGAAGAUUGGGCCCGGAGUUAAUGUUAUAGAGCUGGUCAAGGAUAUGAAGAAUACAGGCAACAACCGAGGCUUUGCUUUUGUUGACUACUAUAACCAUGCCUGUGCUGACUAUUCAAGGCAGAAGAUGACGGACCCAAAAUUUAAGCUAGAAAAUAAUGCUCCCACAGUGAGUUGGGCUGACCCUAAAAAUGCCGAGUCUUCUACUUCUCAGGUGAAGGCAGUUUAUGUGAAGAAUUUACCUAAAAAUGUGACCCAAGACCAGUUAAAGGAGCUAUUUGAACACCAUGGGAAAAUCACAAAAGUUGUUCUGCCAGCUGCAAAAUCCGGACAGGAAAAUAGCAGAAUUGGUUUUGUACAUUUUGCAGAGAGGUCAAGUGCUAUGAAAGCAUUGAAGAACACUGAAAACUAUGAACUUGAUGGCCAGCUGUUGGAGUGCUCUCUUGCAAGGCCACAGGCAGACCAGAAGUCUGGUGGAUCAAAUUCACAGAGGUCAGGGUUGCUUCCUAGUUAUCCACCUCGUUUUGUUGGCAUGGCUGGUGGUGCCUAUGGUGGUAUUGGUGCAGGGUAUGGUGCGGCAGGUUUUCCACAGCCUUUGAUGUCUGGACCGGGACCAGCUCCCGCUGGCAUGGCAAUGAUGCCGAUUCUUCUACCUGAUGGACGUAUUGGAUACGUUAUGCAACAACCGGGUGUGCAGCCACACCCCUUGCCGUCAUAUCAAAGUAGUGGCUGGGGUAAUGGUGGGAGUGGUAACAGAAGUAGUGGAAGUUCGAAUAAGGGUAGGCACGUCAAUGAUUCUGGGCAUGGACGCAGGUAUAACCCGUAUUGAUUUGUUCCUGUAAUGGUUAGAAGUUGGGAAGCGACGCGUUCAAGAUUGUUACAUACAGUUGUAACAGCAAGGUUUGAUAUGGUAGACCCAUAUGCAUACUGAUUUCUUCAUUCAAUCACACCUAUGUACCUUACCCUUAUUGGUUAAAUGAACACAUUUUCGGUGUAAACGGAUUUGUUAACUCAAGUGAAACCAUUUGUAUCAUCACUCAUGCAAUGGAUAUGAAAAAUUGUCGAUAA
This is a messenger RNA of Pyrus x bretschneideri (Chinese white pear), 2215 nucleotides long. RefSeq names its product heterogeneous nuclear ribonucleoprotein Q. Lineage: Eukaryota; Viridiplantae; Streptophyta; Magnoliopsida; Rosales; Rosaceae. The coding region runs from base 513 to 1976 and encodes 487 amino acids. The record is from RefSeq and is a predicted model, not a curated record. The transcript is spliced from 9 exons. Gene Ontology annotation, molecular function: mRNA binding. Gene Ontology annotation, cellular component: nucleus.